AUGUUGUGUCUUAUAGUCCUCGUGCUCGCCGCGAGCGAAAUAAAACCCGCGUAUGUAUCUGACACACCAUCCCUAGCGGAUAGACUAGACCGUUUAUAUGAAAAAUUAGAAAAAAUUACCGUCGCGCCGUCAAAAAAGUUCAACGAGAAGUUAUACGCGAAAUUGGAUAGGUUGAAUUCGCUUACGCCGGCGGAGUUAAGCGAUGACGAUGAGGAAUUGUUGUCUGCAAUGCAAUUGUGGGGUUCGAUGAGUGAUGACCAGCUUCGAGGGGUCGUUCAGGAGAUGCAGAAAAUGAAGGAAGACGAUAAGAGUGAACGACUGACCUACGAGUACAAUGAUGGUGAUUGGAAUGAUGAUGACCUAGAACUCGCUGAUGGGGACUACGCUAACGAUGUGGGUGAAGAGUGGGAUCCUAUAGAAGACGACACCAGUUCCACUAGCAGACCCAUACUCGGUGUGACACCAUCAGCCUUCACCAGAUUAGAUGUAUCCAGACUAACCACGAUUGACCCCGUCGCUGCGACCAACGAGAGGCCCAGGAUUUUAGAAGACUCAAGAGCCACUGCAGAAGAGCGUGCGUUCCUACACAAAGGGGCAGUAGCUAACAUACGUAAUGUUUUCCACGCUGGCAAAUGUCUAACGCCGCAAGCGAGGUGGUUUCCUGUUAAGAAAUUGGUACCAGCUGCGGACACACUUUACAUACCACCGUGCGUGCAAUUGCACCGCUGCGCCGCGGACUCGGGUUGUUGUUAUGACGAGAGCCAAGUCUGCACUCCAGUCGACGGGAAAUACAUUGCAUUAUCGUUCUUGCUCAAUAAAGCCGGUGGCAACGUAACUCCCGCUAGAAUAUUAUUCUACAACCACACAAGAUGCGCUUGCGUCUCAAAAGAAACAUUAGAGAGUACGCCUCGUACCAAUAUCUAUCUAAAAGAGAAAGAGAUUGUAGAAAGGAGAGAGGAGAAAGAUGAAGGUGUAAAAGAAAGGCAGAACGAUUGGCGAGUGCCAACUGAGGAGCCAUUAUUAGAAAAAGAUGAGGGACAGACGUCGCCACCUGAAUUGAAAAGAUGUACGUGCCCAACCCUUUUCCGCAAUCGCAUCAAAGAUGGCGUAUGUUCUUGUGUCUGCGAUUGGCGAGACUUAACCAGUAGGCGGGACUGUCUCACCCUUGCAAAGGGCAAAGAGCACUUCGGAUUAAGAGACAGAGUAUGUGUCUCACAAGGAGACUGUAUGACACCCACUUGUGAGUACGGACCCUAUGAUAGAAGUUCAGGCAGAUGCCCUUCCAGAAGAUUCAAGAGAAGAUACCACUCUAGGCGAUACCAACCAGACAAAGUCUGAUCCACCAACAAAAUACCAAGUUCAAAAUAAAACACCCUUAACUGAUCGAAAUAUUUUUGAUCGUAGCCAAGUACAAUUUUAGGAAUCAAGUACUCUAUUACAGGAAAACAGACAAGAGUAUUGGACAAAGUUGUAGCUCUUUCUGUUCAAACAGUUGAAAAUUUUCUUCUGCUUGUAAUUUACAAUUUUUUCGCAGUUAAUUUGAAGUAUCACGAGUGUGAUUGAUAUUAUAAUAGGUACUAUCUAUUAAAAUAUAGACUGAUGAUUAAAAAAAUGCUAAUAAUUGUAACCAAACAAUAAUAAAUAUUAUUGAUAUACAUCGGUCAUUUUGGCGCGCGAAUGUAUGA
Melitaea cinxia (Glanville fritillary) is the source of this 1685-nucleotide messenger RNA. RefSeq lists its product as uncharacterized. The record is from RefSeq and is a predicted model, not a curated record. The transcript has 6 exons. Lineage: Eukaryota; Metazoa; Arthropoda; Insecta; Lepidoptera; Nymphalidae. Gene Ontology annotation, molecular function: growth factor activity. Gene Ontology annotation, biological process: hemocyte migration. Gene Ontology annotation, cellular component: membrane. Bases 1 to 1338 code for a protein of 445 amino acids.